CUACACCAAAACUCAAAAGGGUGAAAGGUGACGCAGUGGGUUAAAAGGUGAGGGACUCAGUGGGUCAAGCCGGACGCAGGUUUGACCGAGUGUGUCCCCGGCCAGCUUCGGACGGUCUACCUGGAUCGGGUACAAGUAUGAUUGCCGUGUGCGUGUCACGAUGACUGAGAUGAAAGAUCUGCACAAGUUACUGCUGCGGAGGUACCACCGCCAACUGGUCCGGGACAUGCAGACCACCAGGGUACUGGUGCAGAUGUUGGCGGUUUUUGACCAGAGCGAGGAGGCGGAGGUUCUAGCCGGCCAGACUCCGACAGACCGCGCCACCAGGUUCCUCAAGAUCCUGCCUCAGAAGGGACCGGAGGCGUUUGAAGCCUUCGUCAACGUCUUGGAGAAGAAACAACCCGAGCUCGCCCGUCCGUUAAGGGAAGAAGGGCUCAGGGAGUCCGCUUCAUCCAAGAAUGGCGAAAAGCCGACGUUUCUGUCUCCGCACCUGCGCAACAAGCUGUCGUCCCUGGCAGACUUCACCCCCUCACAGUGGUACAGACUGGUGGAGAAACUGCCUUUCGAGGGGGAGGAGAGGAAAAACCUGGAGACGCAGAACGGGUCGUACCCCGUGUUGCGGCUGAUCGUGGCGUGUCAGAAUGUCCCCAUCAGGCGGGUCGCGCGCGCCGCUAGGGAGGUGGACAGGGACGACGUGGCCGACACGCUCAGGGCACACCUGCCCAAGGGAACGACAGGUCCGAAGUUAGCGGAUACCCUGCCGAUUAAAGACCUGCCCCGAGACGUGCGGUUACGGCUUACUACGGAACUCAACAUCACCAGAUCCGCAGGUAAAGACUGGAAGUUGGUAGCGGAAAGAAUAGGCGUCCUGCCGCAAACCGCCCAGCUCUGGGAGCACAACAAGGCCCGGACCAACCCUGCGGAGAAGCUGCUGUCGGACUGGCACAAACGGCCGGACGCCACGGUCGGAAAACUCUAUCAGAUCCUGGUGGACUGUAAGAUGGAAGACAUUGCCGAUAUUUUGUAG
Branchiostoma belcheri (Belcher's lancelet) is the source of this 1027-nucleotide messenger RNA. RefSeq lists its product as uncharacterized. The coding region runs from base 161 to 1027 and encodes 288 amino acids. The record is from RefSeq and is a predicted model, not a curated record. The transcript is spliced from 6 exons. Gene Ontology annotation, biological process: positive regulation of canonical NF-kappaB signal transduction; MyD88-dependent toll-like receptor signaling pathway; regulation of apoptotic process. Gene Ontology annotation, molecular function: TIR domain binding. NCBI's taxonomy places the organism in Eukaryota, Metazoa, Chordata, Leptocardii, Amphioxiformes, Branchiostomatidae.